CUGUAAUCGGGAUGCUGUGGACUCGCGACGCUUGGCAGCAUGGAUCUGCCGCGAAUUUCAUCGCACACAUCUUUGAAUCCUUCUAAUCCAAUACUUUCCAGUCUUCGAUCGCGAAUACCUAUCAGCCGUAAACUUCUUAGUGCCUCUAAUCAGGAACCCCAAUUCGCCGUUAUUCCUUCUACUUCACACUUUCAGCCUAGCUGCAAGCGCGAAGAAGCACGUGCACUGCAAAAUUUGCGGCGCCGCGUCCAAGCCCUUCGCAUCGUCCAAGAUAAUCGUGCCGAAGAAGCUAUUGAAACUGUUAAUGGUAAUCGGAAUUUAUCCUAUUCACAACUUGACAAUCGGCCGCAGUUGUUACAGAAGAUAUUGACCAACAAACCCGUCAGCAUGGUCUUGGACGAAUCCGAUAUCCAAACGGCUUGGCAAGAUAGCGAUUUUAUUACGGAUUGUCUAUGUUGGCACAAUGUUUACAGACAAAGACAUUCGUCACCUCCUUUAUCAAUGUCAUCAGAGCUUUGUGACCUGGCUCAAACGUGGGCAAAUCAUUUGGCACACACUAAUCGCUUCUAUUAUAGGAACGACAAGGAUAUUGGUCAAAAUUUGUUCUGUCGGCCUGCAAGUCCUCUUCAGUUGGAUGUUACAGGGCAAGAGGUUGCAGUCUAUUGGUACAGCGCCGUUCGACAGUACGAUUACAACAAGGAGCCUGAUAUUCUUCACGCUAAUGUUAACUCGGGUCACUUUACGCAGCUCGUCUGGCGAAACUCCAAACACUUUGGCAUUGGCAAAGCAAGAUCUCGAACAGGAAAAAUAGUAGUGGUUGCGCAUUACGCUCCCGCAGGAAAUAUUACCGGUUCAUUUCAAGACAACGUACUUCCGCCGGGCCCCGAUUAUCCUCUAGUUGCAACACCACGGUAUUAUAUAUCUGCUGAUAUUACCGAAUCAGAAAAUAGUACUAGUACGACAUCGAGUAGCACUCCGUAGGAAAUUAUGAGCGGAGUUGGUAUUAGGUGAAAAAUUGAAUUUGAAACGUGAUCAGCAUAUAUAUAAGAGAAGGGUGAUCAGUGAAGAGUUGGUCAACAUGUUAGUGAUACACUAAGUACUAAAAAUGAAUUCGUCCAAGUCAUACGCUUAAUUAAUGAUAAGCUAUUUAAUAUAAGUUUCUUCAGCUAAGUGCUAAUUUGCAAAUGCAAUAUAGAAGUGUCUGAUUCCGUAGCAAGAUCAAUUUUUUACAAUCUAGUGUAGCUAGGCAUUCCGUAAUUCACCUAGGAUAAUACUAAGCAUUUCAAAAUCGUAAAUAUCAAUGAUAUAGCAUGGUAUAGCAGUUGUUGUUUCAUAUAGUAGUAUGCUGUGGUUGUUAUGGGAAAUACGAACAUGAACGACUGAUUUUGAAGUAUGGAUGGAAUCAUGAAUUUCAAAGAUAUGAAACUAUUAGGAUUUUGCGAUCGAGAUGGCUACGUUUAGCAAAUAGUAUUUACUCCCAGUAUAUCACCUACUAUAAAGAUGUAUACUACUAGAUAUGAUAACAGAAAAAAAUCAAUAAUAUGAUCUAUCUAAACAAUCACAUAAUCCAAGUACAAUUUUUGGUUCAUACACCUAAUAAUCAAAAGAAGCAAACCACGCUCUGUAUACGUUAACUUUACCUUAACACGUAUGCAUUACAUACAGUAGGUACACACAACGCACAAAACCAAAAUGUAUGAUAGUGUAGGUUACCCAAAUAGUUUAUCUGAAAGUUGCUUAAUUGCAAAUACAUGUUUCUUGUAAACACAGGAUCUGCAGAAAUUUAGGCCUAGGUAGGGUCUAAAUAUUUUAGUUUCUCCACUUAUCAAUGUCGAAUAUGAGAUUUUGCACAACACUCAAGGUGACGUGGUUCUCCUCAGAAGACGUCCUCAAAGUGGGAUGCUCUAUGAGGGGUAAUAAAAUGAUCUGCACUCUAUCUGAGCUAUCGGCUUGACCUACUGCUCGUACUUCACUAGACCCCAUAUCGAAUGCAAGAUCAUAAUUAUGGUAAUCUUAUACGGUUAUCUGAUUUCAAAACUAUUAAACUUGCACCGAAAGUCCGUUAUGCACGUCAAUUAGAAACUAGAACUUAAACAAGGAGAAAAUUCUAAAACACUUUUCAUUUCUAGUCAAGGUAGCUCUGAAGAUAUUUUCCUUGAACCCUAUUAUAUGCGCACUAGAGUUUAGAACAACUGAUGAAAAUUGGUUCUUUGUUCGCUUAUUAACUUUCUUUAUUACUACCUAUUUGUUAGUCACGCUUUAUUCGUUUUCAGGAUGUAUGUACUUACACAUACGUCUAUAAAUAAUAUAUACAGGGUGGUGACUUGCGUAACGCAAUAUAGGGAUUUCAAACAAAAUGCUAUUCAAAAUAAAUUUACACCCAUUUGGAUGCUAAAUAAAAUUUAACCCACACAAAUGAAUAGUAUUACUGAACUGAAAACUCAACGUCAUAAUUAAUGAAGUAAAAUUUAUCAACAUCUUUCAAACUAACUUACAUUUAUCGAUGAAUCAAAGCUUUCUCCUUUGGAAGGGGAUGAUAGAACUCUUUGAAACUUUUGAAUCGCAAAAUUUCGAGAGAACAAAUCGUGCUUCCUGUUUCACGCAGGAUUUAGUUACAUGAAUAACUACCAAUGUUCCACAGUAUGGAAAUCCCCAAAUUGCUCGAAUGAAUUGUCUUUGGCCUUUUUACCAGUUGCCGUUUAAUGUACAUCUAAUAACACCCUGUAUACAUAAUAGAGGUGCUCAAUUUUGAUUGGUAAAAAUUGUUUUUUAACGUAAUUUAAAAAAUAGCGCAAUGAAAUACUUGGCCCCUUGGACCUCAAAGCCUUCGUUGUAAUAAUUUAGGGUGUUUCUCACCCGAUUUUUCACAGUCUAUUCGCCGAUGUUCCUGUUCUGGAAUAUUCGUUGGGUACCAAUCUUUUUUGCAUAUCUAAUAUCAACGGUUUUUGAUUCCUUUGAACAUUUGGAAACCUACUCGAAAUCCAGAGUUGAGGUUCACGAGCAGCGUGCGUAAAAAUGUGAUAUGAUGCUCUUGUACGUCAUCAAACUUAAGUUAAAUCGACUGACACCUUCAGGCUGAUAGGAUCUCUCAUUGAUGUACCGUAAGUUCGCAAUACAAUUCCUGACAAUUCAAUGAAAUCUUAGCUUUGACUAAUCUAAUCUUCGAAAAGAGAAAAAAACUAAUUCGUUACGUGCUUACGUGGCAUUAAAUAGUUUAUGGAAUCUUUAGAAAACCCUCCUAUCGAUUGGCGUGUAAUUCGCGAUUAAUUAGGAAACGUUCUACACAAAUCCUAUACCUAAAUAGGAAGAAUAUAUCAACGACAGCACCUACCGUUAUACGUAACGCUAACUAGCAGUAGAAUUUUGUAAAAUCAUGCCCCUUGUUACUAGCUAGGUACUUUUAAAUCGAUGGUAAUAGUAUAAUUUCUAAUCUCAAUUUCGUAAUGACUGUACUGCACAAGCUUUUGCACAUUUGUACUUAUUAAUAAAAGUUAAAAAUAUUAAAUAUACCAUGUAAAUAUAAUUAUAACCAAUAUUAAUUGCAGUAAACAGCCUAUAAUUUAGAAGAUUUUUACGUAGAUGGAUAAAGAAAUCACAUUUCUGCAUUAAAAUUUGGAACCUAGAGACAAUGAAGAUAUUUUGGGUAUAAUUGUAUAAAUUUUUGGCUAUUUUUAAAAAAGCAUGUAAGUCUCUCGUCUGUUAUGGUUGUGCUAAUCGAAGUUGCUUCCAAUCAACACCCAAGUUAAAUGAUAACUGUUUAACAUUGAUAUUAGAAAGCUAAACCAACAGAAGUGUGUAUUUAUAAUCAAAAAUGUUAUUGUAAUUCAAUUUUUGUAAUAAGCGCAUUUAGUAAAUUAUUGUUUUCGAUUAACUGAAAACAGUAGACUUUAGAUGGCUGUGAUUUGCACGUAAUGUAUUACAAAAACGCAAUCAUAUAAUAUAUGUACCAAACAAUCAGUAUUGUCUUUGUGACAUAAGAAUUUACACGACAAAUACAAAUUUAAGUUUAUAAUCCGCUAUGAAGUUUCAGUUAGUUGAAUUCAGCACUUGACAUCGAUGUAAUUAUUAUAAUAGGUAGCUAUUUGUGAUAUUUUAAGGAGUUUGUUAUUCAUUUAAUUUUGCAACACUUUGGUUGUCGUUUCACUAAGCCAAACCGUAAAUUCCGUUUUGGAAAGAACACAAAAGUUUUUACAAACUGCAUGGGAAAUUGAACAUAUGAGUAACAAAAUGCUUGCUGUGAGUUAAUCGUGCUAAGCGGCAAUCAAAACUGUAUAUUUGUAGUGUAGAUAGAUGGAAAAUAAUAAUAAUAGUAAUUUUUUAUGCGUUGUGGCAAUAUAAAUUUUGCUCAAAUAAAAACUGUUAAUUUAGAUUACACUAGUUUUAGAAUAAUCUUUUAUACUAACCUCAAACUUAAAAGUGAUUAGUCGAAUCUACCUACCUUGAUGAAAUGGUUAUUCUACAAAGAAUAUUUAAAUAUGGAAAGAGGAAUGGUGGUUGUUGAUAUCGAACAAAGUUUCAUAAUGUACAAAACUAAGUGAAAAUAUCCCUGUUACUAAUAUCACAGAUCUACACAUACACAGAUUGCUAACCUUAUGCAUUUUUUGGGAAACAAAUUUAGGUAUACUUAAAAGCGCCCUCUAUUGCGGAGCAGUAGAAACAUGUACCGUUUAAAACUGUAA
Molecule: messenger RNA, 4679 nt
Organism: Photinus pyralis (common eastern firefly)
Lineage: Eukaryota; Metazoa; Arthropoda; Insecta; Coleoptera; Lampyridae
Product: repressed by EFG1 protein 1-like
Exons: 5
Coding region: 40-981 (313 amino acids)
Cellular component (GO): extracellular region
Source: RefSeq, a predicted model, not a curated record